Molecule: messenger RNA, 306 nt
Organism: Cadophora gregata
Lineage: Eukaryota; Fungi; Ascomycota; Leotiomycetes; Helotiales; Ploettnerulaceae
Exons: 3
Coding region: 1-306 (101 amino acids)
Source: RefSeq, a predicted model, not a curated record
AUGCACUUCCCAACAACCCUCACAGCCCUCACACUUGCCCUUUCCACCCUCGUUGCAGGACAAAACGCACACUACUCCUGCUCGAGACAACUCACUGCGCAGUGUUGCGUUUCAGCUGGUGCUGGAUGUAGUCCCAUAACAGGGCCCUCAACAGAUUUCACCUGUGCCGCACCGACGACUGGGUAUUGCUGCUUGGUUAGUGGUGGGGUUAUUCGCCUUUGUACGCUUGCGGCUUCGGCUGGUGUGACGACUACGAUUUCGCAGACUGUUGCGUUGCCGACUUUUACGGUUGUGGGGAGGGCUUGA